AUACAGUAAGUCAUAAUGGCAGAAGAAGAAAUUAGUGAAGACUAUCCAGCAGAAAUCCAUGAGUAUUUAUCAGCAUUUGAGAAUUCCAUUGGUGCUGUAGAUGAUAUGCUGAAGACCAUGAUGUCUGUUUCUAGAAAUGAGUUGUUGCAGAAGUUGGACCCACUUGAACAAGCAAAAGUGGAUUUAGUUUCUGCUUACACAUUAAAUUCAAUGUUUUAUGUUUAUUUGGUAACUCAGGGAGUUAAUCCUAAGGAACACCCAGUAAAGCAGGAAUUGGAAAGAAUCAGAGUGUACAUGAACAGAGUCAAAGAAAUAGCUGACAAGAAGAAGGCUGCCAAGUUGGACAAAGGUGCAGCUUCAAGAUUCGUGAAAAAUGCCCUCUGGGAACCAAAACCUAAAAAUGCAUCCAAAAUUGCCAGUAAAGGAAAAAGUAAAAAAUAACCUUUUGGUUUUGAUGUACACAUGUUCAAAAAGUACAUCAUUUUCAUUGUUUAACACAAAAUAGAUGGUGAUUAUGUGGCAAUGCACGGUUUAAAUGUAUUCCUUAUUGAAUUCAUAUAUAAAAUUGACAUUUGAAUUUGUAAUGCUAAAUACAUUUCCCCCCAGAAAGAUGAUGUUAUCUUUAUUGAUUUUCCUAUAGUGUACUGUGAGGUUUUUAACAUUGUGGUAUAUUUUAUAUUUAUAGUUUACCAUCUCUCUUGACAGGACUCUUGUUUCCUUAUAUAGGUCAACCUUUCAAGUACUAUUUUAUAAGCAACUAUGAAAUUUAAGUUAAAUGUUCUCUGUAAACAUUUGUCCAUUUUAAAUGAAUAAUGACUU
This is a messenger RNA of Myotis daubentonii (Daubenton's bat), 819 nucleotides long. RefSeq names its product nuclear nucleic acid-binding protein C1D-like. The transcript has a single exon. Lineage: Eukaryota; Metazoa; Chordata; Mammalia; Chiroptera; Vespertilionidae. The record is from RefSeq and is a predicted model, not a curated record. Bases 16 to 441 code for a protein of 141 amino acids.